Messenger RNA from Chenopodium quinoa (quinoa), 748 nucleotides. RefSeq lists its product as uncharacterized. The record is from RefSeq and is a predicted model, not a curated record. Lineage: Eukaryota; Viridiplantae; Streptophyta; Magnoliopsida; Caryophyllales; Amaranthaceae. Bases 146 to 418 code for a protein of 90 amino acids. The transcript is spliced from 5 exons.
AGAAAAGAAAAUACAAUACUCGUUAAACGCUUACCAUUUUACAGUUUCUAACCAGACGAAGACUCCGAACAACACAGUCUCGUCAACAAGAUUGAAUUUCAUUUUUUUGGGUAUAAUCACACAGAAUUUGCAGAUAAUCGCAAUAAUGCCGUCAUUGCAAACCUCAUUACCUCCAGAACUCGCCAACAAUGCCAUCAGACUUUACCGUGAAUGCCUCCGACGAGCUAAAUAUAUUGGCGCUAAGCAAUAUAACACAGAACUGUUGGUUGACUUGGUGAGACAGCAAUUCAGAAGAAACAUGCAUGAGACAGAUCCAGAGAAGAUUCAUAAGUUAAAGGAUGAUGCGGCAAGAGGACUUAUAAAUCAUAUGCUGUAUGAGUCAGAAAAACUAUCUGGUCGUAAGUUCAGCAAAAGCUAAGAUUUUUUACUUCAUUGCAUUGAAGAUUAUGGUCCAUUUGUUGGUGUUGAUGCUCUUUUCAUUGAGUAUGUUGUAAUAACUGAUUUUAGUACUGUGAUAGUGCUAUGCAUUUUAGUGGUAUAAAAUACUUUGGAAAAGUAUUGAGCUAUUCCAAUUGUACUGGACCAUAUUAGAAGAGACUAGGUCGAACGAGCUUUUAAGAUUUUGCUACGAUGUGUCAUCCAACUGGCUGUUAUAGAAGUUGGAACAAUUGAUUUAUUUUUGUCCUUUUGGAUCAAAUCUUCGACAUCACUACGAGCUGAUAUAAAUAAGAAAUCUAUAUUGUUCUAA